UUUAAAAUAAAAUAAAUAUGUUAAAUGUUUAUAAACAGACAUUCCUUCACUCGUCAGCUACAAAAGUCCGCUCUUUGCAGCUGAACUUUUUACACUCGUUUACAUCUUUCUUCUUUUUCUCUCCAACAUCUACUUUAUAUAUCUAUUUCUUUUCAAGUGUAGAAAGUGUAAGUGCAGAACGAGGGAAGCCUCUAGCUGAGGACGAGGUUAGGUUAGGGCUUCGGAGUGGAGGGAGACUGGAGUUGGAGAGUGGAGCUGGCGCGAGGCGCGGUUUAAAGCCGACCGAGAGGAAUAUUGUCAUUUGCUGCUCGUUAAAAAUCAUCAUGCUUUCGCGUCACGCGAGUAAACUUUUGCGCCAUUCAUAUUCACGUGCCGUCUCGAAUUGCCGUAGCUUCGCCUCGGCGAACGUUGAAACAGAUCCCGUAGAAAGAGAUCCAGCGCCGUUCUUUUUCAACGAAGAAGUUCAAGCGUGCCUCAGAACGUUGACGACAGUGGACUAUAGUAAAGUCCUCCGGACUCGCAGAGAUGGACACAAGCUCAAACCGCCGGAGUAUAAGUUCCUGACCGACGAAGAGCUCGAGGAAGCUACGAAAGCGGCGAGACGUAGGGCGGAGAAAUUUUUGCAAAUGCCGCCGGUUGUGAAACAGAGAUUAGAUCCGUCCGCGCCGUUAUGCGAGGAUGCUGCGCUACAGAGUCACGAUACCGUUAAAUACGUGUUCACUGAUAUCACGUUCGGUCUUCGGGACAGAGAAAGAUUGAUAGUAAUUAGAGAACCGAACGGAACAUUGAGACACGCCACUUGGAAAGAGCGAGACAGAUUGGUGCAAUCCUUUUUCCCGAAGCCGGAAAGGCAAAUACAAAAACCAAAAAUGUUCGAAGGCGAAUACUUGCAGGACUUGUUAAAUCGCAAAGAAUACGAGUUCAUCCUGGAUCGCGCGUGCGUGCAAUUCGAGCCGGACAAUCCGGAUUACCAGGCGGUCACCCGGGAAGUCUACGAGCACAUAAACGCCGAGAAACAUUUCGAUAUUUUAAGAUCCACGCGUCACUUCGGGCCGAUGGUGUUUCACCUAGUAUGGACGAGCAACAUCGACAACCUGCUUCUCGAGAUGAUCGAGACCGGUCGGGUUAAAGAUGCCGCGCUGCUGAUACGUCUGUAUCAUAUGAUUCAUCCUACAACCAAGUCGGCGGUUGAGCGGUGCGAGCACACGGACGAUGCGGAAUUUAUUAUGCAUUACGCGCGCCUCGAGUCGACGAGGAAAGACAAGAUCCAGAAGCUCCUGCAGUCGUACAAGGAGUUGCAGCGAGAACGUGAAAUCGUGGCGGAGGGUAUCAAGCUGGCGCACGGCAUUUCUUCGGAAAUAACGGAUAAGGUGUAAAUAUACAAAUCAAUAAAUAUCUAGUAUCUUUUCUUGUUAUAAUUAA
Messenger RNA from Temnothorax curvispinosus, 1422 nucleotides. It is a transcript of the gene mRpS22, whose product is annotated as 28S ribosomal protein S22, mitochondrial. The transcript is spliced from 3 exons. The coding region runs from base 18 to 1376 and encodes 452 amino acids. Gene Ontology annotation, molecular function: structural constituent of ribosome. The record is from RefSeq and is a predicted model, not a curated record. Gene Ontology annotation, cellular component: mitochondrial small ribosomal subunit. NCBI's taxonomy places the organism in Eukaryota, Metazoa, Arthropoda, Insecta, Hymenoptera, Formicidae.